UGAUAUUAUUUUAGACGAAAUUCUCAAAAAGUUAUUUCGCCAUUGAAAAUAGUCUCUAACCUUAACCCUUUCCUCGCUGCUCACUCAGUCCACUUCUCUCUUACCGCCGCCGCCGCCGCCGGGACCAUCGUUGCCGACGUUGCCACCGUACCUCACCGGACCCUCGAUGUCACUCGAUCUGUCUCGUCUUUCAGUUUCCUCGGUUCCUCGCCUCUCGUUCGCUGGUCACCGGCGGCGGGAGUUUCGCCUGAAAGGACAAUUCUGCAACAGAUCGACGGUUAGGUGUUCCAUGAAGUCUUACAGAUUGUCCGAACUUAGUUUUUCUGAGGUAGAGAAGCUAAAGGCUCGCCCACGCAUCGACUUCUCAUCAAUUUUCAGCACAGUUAACCCGAUUAUCGACUCUGUUCGAAGCAAAGGAGAUGCUGCAGUCAAAGAAUACACUGAAAAGUUUGACAGAGUUCAACUAAGUAAUGUUGUUGAAGAUGUGUCUGAACUUCCUGUUCCUGAGCUUGACAAAGCAGUUAAAGAAGCAUUCGAUGUUGCAUAUGACAACAUAUAUGCAUUUCACUUGGCACAAAAAUCAACCGAUAAAAGCGUCGAGAAUAUGAAAGGUGUCAGAUGUAAAAGGGUACCGAGAUGUAUUGGUUCUGUUGGUCUUUACGUUCCUGGUGGAACAGCCGUUUUGCCUUCAACUGCUCUGAUGCUUGCAAUUCCUGCUCAAAUUGCUGGAUGCAAGACAGUUGUUCUUGCAACACCACCAGCUCAAGAUGGCAGCGUCUGUAAGGAAGUGUUAUAUUGUGCCAAGAAGGCUGGUGUAACUCACAUACUUAAAGCCGGGGGAGCACAGGCUGUAGCUGCCAUGGCUUGGGGAACUGAUUCUUGUCCUAAGGUCGAGAAGAUUUUCGGUCCUGGAAACCAGUAUGUUACUGCUGCUAAGAUGAUUCUUCAGAACAGCGAGGCGAUGGUUUCCAUUGAUAUGCCAGCCGGCCCUUCAGAAGUCUUAGUCAUAGCUGACGAGCAUGCCAGUCCAGUUCAUAUUGCAGCGGACUUGCUUUCUCAGGCUGAGCAUGGUCCAGAUAGUCAAGUUGUCCUUGUUGUUGUUGGGGAUCUUGUAGAUGUGAAAGCCAUUGAAGAAGAGAUAACCAAACAGUGCAAAAGCCUUCCUAGAGGAGAGUUUGCUUCUAAAGCUCUAAGUCACAGUUUCACAGUCUUUGCCCGAGAUAUGAUCGAGGCAAUAUCCUUCUCAAACCUAUAUGCACCCGAGCAUUUGAUUGUUAAUGUCAGAGACGCUGAGAAAUGGGAGGGCCUCAUCGAGAAUGCUGGGUCUGUGUUUUUAGGGCAGUGGACUCCGGAAAGUGUCGGGGACUAUGCGAGCGGGACAAACCAUGUUCUUCCAACCUAUGGUUAUGCCCGGAUGUAUGGGGGAGUUUCUCUGGAUUCCUUCCUCAAGUACAUGACCGUACAAUCCUUAACAGAGGAAGGUCUGAGAAAUCUUGGUCCUUAUGUGGCAACAAUGGCGGAAGUCGAAGGUCUAGAAGCUCACAGGAGAGCAGUGACACUCAGGCUCGAAGAUAUCGAAGCCAAACAACUAGCCUGAACUAAAAUGAUUCUGCCUUUCGAGAAUCAGAUUCAGGCAGAACAUGUGUAUUGGAUUCGGUUGUGUUGCAAAGGCAGUGAGUUCCCGACUCGUGGGAACUGAUUUGGUUCUUUAGAUUUGGAUUUUGGAUUUGAACCGUAAGAUCGUUGGGUACGUCUUAUUUGAUGAAUCUAAAAUAUUGUGGAGAAAUAAUGUGGGAGGAGGUGUGCGUUAGAAACUCCUGUAAUCAUGGUUAAAAUUAUAA
Molecule: messenger RNA, 1841 nt
Organism: Tarenaya hassleriana
Lineage: Eukaryota; Viridiplantae; Streptophyta; Magnoliopsida; Brassicales; Cleomaceae
Product: histidinol dehydrogenase, chloroplastic
Exons: 14
Coding region: 167-1597 (476 amino acids)
Biological process (GO): L-histidine biosynthetic process
Cellular component (GO): cytoplasm; chloroplast stroma
Molecular function (GO): histidinol dehydrogenase activity; metal ion binding; NAD binding
Source: RefSeq, a predicted model, not a curated record